AUGAGUAAAUUGUUGAAAUUGGGUUUUCUUGGCGGAGGCAAAAUGGCACAAGCCAUGGCAAACGGAUUUAUUUCCGCUGGGCUCACACGAGGAGAUAGCAUGACGGCAAGCUUCCAUCCCUCAGACCAUGCCAACAUUGAUGCUUUCAAAGCAUUCGGUGCCAAGACGUACGUCGAAAACCUGCCGGUGGUGAGCGGUGCCGAGAUCAUCUUCAUUUCCGUCAAGCCCACAGUCGUCUCGAGCGUCCUGGAGGCCGUCCGACCCGCUAGUGCUGGUAAACUAUUCAUAUCGAUCGCGAUGGGCGUAACGUUGCGCGACCUAGAAAAUUCGCUAGAGUCUACGGCUCGCGUAAUACGAGUAAUGCCAAACACACCCGCGUUGGUCCGUGCCGGUGCCUCCGUGUACGUCCGUGGAUCUGCUGCCACCGAUGACGAUUGCAAGGUAACGCAGGCACUCUUUCAAGCCGUGGGCACAUGUGAGGAAGUCCCGGAAGCUAUGAUGGAUCCCAUCACGGCCCUGUCUGGCAGCGGACCGGCGUAUGUGUUCGUAAUGAUUGAGGCAUUGGCGGAUGGUGCGGUGCGGAUGGGAUUACCGCGGGAUCUGGCCUACCGAUUGGCAUCGCAGACGGUGCUCGGUUCCGGCAAGCUGGUGCGUGAAACUGGACGUCACCCGGGACAGCUGAAAGAUGACGUUACGAGCCCGGCCGGUUCGACGGCGGCUGGCCUCUCCCAUCUGGAGCAGAGCGCCUUCCGACACGCUGUCAGCGGUGCCGUAGAAUCGGCCACUGUUCGAUGCCGUGAAAUUUCCAGCAAGUGA
This is a messenger RNA of Anopheles marshallii, 816 nucleotides long. RefSeq lists its product as uncharacterized. Gene Ontology annotation, biological process: L-proline biosynthetic process. Gene Ontology annotation, molecular function: pyrroline-5-carboxylate reductase activity. The record is from RefSeq and is a predicted model, not a curated record. NCBI's taxonomy places the organism in Eukaryota, Metazoa, Arthropoda, Insecta, Diptera, Culicidae. The transcript has 4 exons. Bases 1 to 816 code for a protein of 271 amino acids.